AACCACCUCUAUUGGAGCUAUUUGAACCACUGAUAUUUUGAGUGUUGAAUUCCCGUUUACUGCACAGUCCUCGCUCCACUCUAUUUUCCGUAUAGAUUUUUCGUCAUUCUUCUUCGCACUCUCCCUGCUGGGACUGCCGCUGCUGCUUCUUCGUCUACGGUGAAAUGUACAGCAGCGUAGAUCCCAGUUAAAGCAACACCGCCAUCGUCUGUCCAAAAGAGCGCAAUCUCCUGACCGAUCCCUUUUUCCAACUUUCUUUCCACACACAUUUCAGUCCUCUUCUGGUUUUAUAAACUCAGCAUGAAGUGAAGGAGCCACUGACUGCUUUGUGCAUGGAAUAACAAUAUACAGGCCUCUUCUCCAGUAACAUCAUGUGCUACUUCCAUAAAUGAAGUGAAUCAUCAAGUGAGGAAAUAAUCGCAGGACACCAUGGAGUCGAACGGAUCAGUCCAGCCUCCUGAUGAAACAGACAGCCCUGAAUGGCUUACGAGUUCCCACGGACACUAUGGCUCCACGGCAAACAGCAUGCUGUCACUGGCGUCCAGGCCGGACGGGAAUCCUGUUGUGUCCCGCACACGAGCUCACAUCAUUGUAGCUGUCCUGUGCUACAUCAACCUGCUCAACUACAUGGACCGCUACUCACUGGCAGGAGUUCUUCUCAACAUUCAAUUGUUCUUCCAACUGAGUGACAGCAUUGCUGGGCUUCUGCAGACCAUCUUUAUCUGCAGCUUUCUGCUGGUUGCACCUCUCUUUGGUUAUCUGGGCGAUCGCUACAACAGAACUUACAUUAUGGUCUGUGGUUUGCUGGUGUGGAUGGUAACAGCGACAGGAAGCUCUUUCGUCAGCCAGUCGCAAUUCUGGCUGCUGUUGCUGCUCCGCGGCCUGAUCGGGAUCGGCGAGGCCAGCUUCACCACCAUUGCUCCAACCGUCAUUGGAGACCUUUUCACUGGACAGAAACAGAGCAUUAUGAUCUCCCUCUUCACCAUCUGCAUGCCCUUCGGAAGUGGCCUCGGUUACAUAGUCAGCUCAUCAGUAGCUUCCCACACUGGUGACUGGCGCUGGGCUCUGAGGGUGACGCCAAUCCUAGUUUUGUUGGGCCUCAUCUUGCUUUUGAUCACAUGCCCAGACCUGCCCAGGGGUGCAUCUGUCGACCAGCCCACCAGGCCAGGUUCUUACUGGGACGAUGUCAAGUACCUUGUGAAAAACAAAAGCUAUUUCUGGUCCACCUGGGGUGUGACAAGUCUGUGUUUCGUCAUUGGAGCGCUGUCUUUCUGGAUGCCGUCCUUCUUGUACAGAGCUCGGGUGACUCAGGGUCUUUUGGCGCCAUGUCUGGUACAGCCGUGCGAUUCCACCGACAGUAAGAUCUUUGGAGGCGUGACUCUUGUAACAGGAUUCCUGGGAGUGAUUGUAAGCACCAUCCUAUCCAGGUGGUUACGGCCCAAAAUGCCUAAUGUGGACGCCCUCAUCUGCUUCGCAGACAUGGCGGCUUCGCUACCGUGUGUCUUUAUCGUCAUCUUUGUGGCGCCAUCUAGCAUUCCGGCUACUUAUGUCUUCAUUUUCAUAUCCGAGUUGCUGUUGUUUAUGAACUGGCCAAUCAUUGCCGACAUGGCCCUGUACGUUGUCGUUCCGAGGAGAAGAUCUUCUGCUCAGGCUUUCCAGAUCACACUCUGCCAUCUCCUUGGCGACGCCACCAGCCCUUACAUAAUAGGAGCGAUCUCUGAUGCCAUCAACAAAUCCAAACUGGACGUCACUGAAUUUUACGGUCAGCAGUACAGCUUCCUGGUCCUCCCUGGGAUCCUGGUCCUUGGCGCGCUGUUCUUCUUCAUCACCUCACGCCACUUGGAAAAAGACAGAGUGGCUGCUCAAUUCUCGGAUGAAGAUUCUCCCCCGUGUGACUCAACGUCUCAACUUCCUGUGCAAUCGAACGGCGAACAGAAGAUGUGAACGAUGGCUGUUGCAGCUGAUGUUCUGUUGAGAAGUUAAAUAUAAUGUUUUUAAAACAUUGUGUUUAAAACACAAUAUAUUCGUCCUUUUAAAAAAAUGUUGAACUAUUUUAGUUUCAUUGUUUUUAUGGCGCACGAACAACACACUCAUCUGUUUUCAUGUAAAUAAAUUUCUUUGGAAUUCCCAAUAAUUAAGUCUAACUCUUUUUACAGGCUUCUGGCAAUUGAUGUCUUUCUAGAAAAUGAAACUUUGUAUUGUACAUAUUCUAACACACAUUUGCACAUUAAAUGCUGUUUAAAUUUUUGUGUCUGUCUUGAGGUGUUUGUUGAACCAUAAAACGUAAUAAUAAAAGCUUUUUGAAAUGGU
Molecule: messenger RNA, 2310 nt
Organism: Synchiropus splendidus (mandarinfish)
Lineage: Eukaryota; Metazoa; Chordata; Actinopteri; Syngnathiformes; Callionymidae
Product: protein spinster homolog 3-like
Exons: 14
Coding region: 430-1944 (504 amino acids)
Biological process (GO): transmembrane transport
Cellular component (GO): membrane
Molecular function (GO): transmembrane transporter activity
Source: RefSeq, a predicted model, not a curated record